This is a messenger RNA of Colossoma macropomum (tambaqui), 941 nucleotides long. RefSeq names its product ankyrin repeat domain 49 (gene ankrd49). Bases 90 to 752 code for a protein of 220 amino acids. The transcript has 3 exons. The record is from RefSeq and is a predicted model, not a curated record. Gene Ontology annotation, molecular function: protein binding. Lineage: Eukaryota; Metazoa; Chordata; Actinopteri; Characiformes; Serrasalmidae.
AGGAAGCUUUCGCUUUAAUGCUGGUUAAAAAAGGCUGUAGGAGCUUUUGUGCACUGCGGUGAGGAGGGCUCUUAAGUGCAUGGUUGGAGAUGGAGUUUCCAGAAGGUUUUAACCAGCUGGACCUCCUUCAGUCGCACGGUCACAUGAUUCCUGUGGGGACAGAGAGCGCAUGGGAGGAGGAAGAAGUCGAGGACGAUGACGACGAAUGCAACCACAGCGAGGAGUGGUACGAGCAGCAGGAGCUCAGACUGAAAGACAAUCCAGUGGAGCUGAUGCUUUGGGCUGCAGAAAAGAACAGAUUGGCCACAGUAAAGCAGCUCCUUGAAUCUGACCCGUCCCUGGUGAAUUGCCGUGACGAUGACGGUUACACUCCUCUCCACCGCGCAGCAUACAGUGGUCAUUUGUCUGUUGCUUCGGUUCUCCUGGACGCAAAGGCAGAGCUUCACGCGAGAACGGUAGACGGCUGGACUCCGCUCCACAGCGCCUCCCGCUGGGGGCACGCUGCUGUAGCAUCCUGUUUAUUGCGUCGGGGGGCAUCGGUCAAUGCCAAGACGACAGGCCAACUCACACCACUGCAGCUCGCAGCAGGAAACCCUGCAGCAGCAUUGACUUUGGAACUGCUGCUGUCACAGCGUGCCCUGCAGGCUGGACUGAAGAACGGUGCCGGAGAAACGGCUUACGACAUCGCACUCCGAACGAGUGCACAUUACAGUCUGUUCGAAAUGACGGAGCCAUGUAACAAUAUUGACUGACAGUUUCAGAAUGUGAAAUGAAUAUGAUGCAUGAACAUUUAAUGAAUUCAUACACUACAUCAGAACCGUACAGUAUCUGAUCAGGAUUCUGAUCUCCUUUCUCAAUGUAAAAGGGCCGAACACUAAACCCUGUGGAACACGCUGGAAUAGAGGAAAUAAAAUAAUAAUAAAAUAAUAACAAUAUCCAAA